CGUGAACUGCACUAAUAUGCGCAAAAAAACGUAAAUAGAAACAAGGCGCGAAAUUUGAAAUUCGAGAAAUCUUGUGUCUGGAAAACAGGCAUGGUUGAUCUUUUAAAACUCUAAAAAUCUGUAAGGAGGAACUGAAAUUAUUUGUUAGAGCCAAGAAACUGGAAAAAGGCUCAUUUCUGCUCCAAUUUUGUGAAGCACCAAUAUUGCAAGGAUCACUUUUUUAUCUUAUACAUAUCCUUCAAGAAUGCUGUCAAGGGCUACAAAGAUGACCAUCAAACAGGUCUCAAAAGAACUCCAAGAAGGCGUAAUCCAGUCGUCUGAAUUUUGCCAAGCCUCUCUGCAGAGGAUAAACAACACAAAAUACCUAAACAACUUUAUCACCGUUUCCAGCGAACUCGCCAAAAAUCAAGUUCAAUAUUCAGAAAAAUUAAUUAAAUCAGGCUCUGCUCGAAGUCCUUUGGAAGGUUUGCCGGUGGCUGUGAAAGACAAUUUCUGCACUAGUGGGGUGAGGACGACGUGUGCCUCAAAAAUGCUUGAAAACUUCAUCCCUUCGUACAACGCAACCGUAGUGCAGAAACUGAUCGACCACGGCGCCUGCAUUGUUGGCAAAACCAACAUGGAUGAAUUUGCCAUGGGUUCUGGAGCCGUGGACUCUGCAUUUGGGCCAACGAGGAAUGUGUGGAAAAGUCAAGUGGAAAAUUUAAACACAAAGGUUGACCCUGAGGACUGGUUUAUUGCUGGCGGCAGUUCCGGAGGCAGUGCAGCCGCCGUUGCCUCUGGCGCCUGUUUUGCGGCUCUGGGUUCCGACACUGGAGGUUCGACUCGGACGCCGGCCGCCUACUGUGGGGUUGUGGGGCUGAAGCCGACCUACGGCCUCCUGUCCAGGCAUGGACUCAUCCCCCUAGUCAAUUCGAUGGACGUUCCAGGCAUUGUGGCCAGGAACGUUGAAGACACAACUCUUAUUCUAAAUAUUUUGGCCGGAUGGGACUCGAAAGACUCGACAACGGUUUCAGAUCUGUUCGAACCAAUUGAUUUGGAGGAAAACUUCAGCUUGAGCCGGCUUACGGUGGGGAUACCCACAGAAUAUCACAACCCAGACGUCGACCAGCAAAUUUUGGACAUUUGGAGCGAUGUGGCUUCCUUAUUGGAAAGACUAGGCGCCAAAGUCAUUCCGGUUUCUCUUCCGCACACAAAAUACUCAAUUGCAUGCUACUCGAUUCUGAACCACUGCGAAGUGGCGAGCAACAUGGCCAGGUAUGACGGAAUCGAGUUUGGCUUUAGAGCUGCCGAAACCAAAUCGACUGAGGAAAUGUUUGCAGCCUCGAGGAGUCACGGCUUCAACCAGGUGGUGCGCGGCAGAAUUAUUUCCGGCAACUACUUUUUACUCAGCAGGAAUUACGAAAAUCACUUCAUGCAAGCGCUGAAGUUGCGGAGACUGAUUUCUGAGGACUUUUUGAAGGUCUGGGCCAAGGGCGUUGAUUUGCUCUUGUCGCCUGUGACCUUGGGUGAGGCGCCCAGGUACUCAGAUUUCAAACUCAAAGACAACAGGGAGCAGUGCGCCACGCAGGACUACUGCACCCAGCCAGCAAAUUUAGCAGGUUGUCCGGCAAUUUCAAUUCCAAUUCGACUGUCUAAGGGCGGAAUGCCUCUGGGGCUGCAACUUUUGGCCCCAAACUUCGGAGAGCGCAAUUUACUGAAUGUGGCCAGAAAAAUAGAGACCGAAGUGGAUUUCCCUACCCUCAUGCUAGACGACUGCCUGUGAUUUUUUAAUAUACAAUUUCAGAUUUAACUCAGGA
This is a messenger RNA of Neocloeon triangulifer, 1796 nucleotides long. RefSeq names its product glutamyl-tRNA(Gln) amidotransferase subunit A, mitochondrial (gene GatA). Gene Ontology annotation, biological process: glutaminyl-tRNAGln biosynthesis via transamidation; mitochondrial translation. Gene Ontology annotation, molecular function: glutaminyl-tRNA synthase (glutamine-hydrolyzing) activity. The transcript has 10 exons. NCBI's taxonomy places the organism in Eukaryota, Metazoa, Arthropoda, Insecta, Ephemeroptera, Baetidae. The coding region runs from base 245 to 1762 and encodes 505 amino acids. The record is from RefSeq and is a predicted model, not a curated record. Gene Ontology annotation, cellular component: mitochondrion; glutamyl-tRNA(Gln) amidotransferase complex.